Molecule: messenger RNA, 1497 nt
Organism: Nipponia nippon (crested ibis)
Lineage: Eukaryota; Metazoa; Chordata; Aves; Pelecaniformes; Threskiornithidae
Source: RefSeq, a predicted model, not a curated record
AUGACCUUCGUGGAGCUUCUGGCCCGCCUGGGCGGGAUGGGCCGCUUCCAGGUGACCUACGUGGCCGCCCUGGCCAUUCCGCUGCUCAUGCUGGCCAGCCACAACCUUCUGCAGAACUUCACCGCCGGCGUCCCCGAGCACCACUGCCGGCCUCAGCCCACGGCCAAUGACAGCGCCGGGGAUGUCCCACUCCUCGUCUCCAUCCCCUCUGACGGCCACCACCGUCCCCAGCGCUGCCGCCGCUACGUGGAACCCCAGUGGCACCUCUUGGAGGUCAACGGCACGGUCAACGGCACGGCCAACGGGGCGGCCACCGAGCCUUGCCGUGAUGGCUGGACCUACCACGACGGCGUCUUCGCUCACACCAUCGUUACCGAGUGGGACCUGGUGUGCGAGUCCAAGAGGUUGAGGCAGGUGGCCCAAUCCAUCUACAUGGCCGGGAUCCUCCUGGGCUCCGGCCUCUUCGGGGUCCUCUCCGACAAGUACGGGCGCCGGGCGCUGCUGACCUGGUGCUACCUGCAGCUGGGGGCGACGGGGGCCGGCACCGCGGCCGCCCCCACCUUCGUCGUCUACUGCCUCUGCCGGUUCCUGACGGGCCUGGCCAUGGCCGGGGUCUCCCUCAACUCCGCCUCCCUCUGCAUGGAGUGGAUCCCGACGGAAGCGCGCGCCGUGGUGGGCACCGUCAACGGCUACUGCUACACCUUGGGGCAGUUCGUCCUGGCGGCCGUGGCCUUCGGCCUCCCUCACUGGCGCUGGCUCCAGCUCGUCGUCUCCCUCCCCUUCUUCCUCUUCUUCCUCUACUCCUGGCUGUUCGUCGAGUCGGCCCGCUGGCAAGUGAUUUCGGGGCGACCGGACCUGGCCCUCAAGGGGCUCCGCAAGGUCGCCCGCGUCAACGGGAGGAAGGAGGAGGGGGACAAACUCAGCGAGGAGAUCCCCCUUUUGGGGGCCAAAUCCACCUUUGGGGGGUUCUCCACCAGCUUCGCCUACUACGGGCUGGCCAUGGAUCUGCAGGGCUUCGGGGUGGACAUCUACCUGAGCCAGCUGGUCUUCGGGGCUGUGGACAUCCCGGCCAAGCUGGCCUCGGUGCUGGCCAUCAGCUGCGUGGGCCGGAGGGUGGCCCAGGGCGGCUCCUUGGCGCUCGCCGGCAUCUGCAUCCUCGCCAACAUCGUUGUGCCGAUGGAGCUGCAGCCGCUGCGCAUGGCCUUCGCGGUGAUCGGGAAGGGCUCCUUGGCCGCCUCCUUCAACUGUGCCUACAUCUUCUCCGGAGAGCUCUUCCCCACCGUCAUCAGGCAGACGGGGAUGGGCCUGGGGGGCACCAUGGCCCGCGUGGGGGGCAUGGUAGCCCCGCUGGUGCGCAUGGCAGCUGACGUCACCCCGGUGCUGCCCCUCGUCAUCUACGGGGCCGCCCCCAUCAUCUCGGCCAUCGCCACCUGCUUCCUGCCCGAGACCCGCAACGCGCCCCUGCCCGAGACCGUCAGGGACGUCGAGAGACGGUGA